ACUCUUUCUUUAAGUUUCACUUUCUGUUGUCUGUAAACGUAGACUACUGGAUUUACGAAAGUAAAGCGGAAAUACGGUCUCGAAGGUUUUUGUUUUAUUUCGGUUAGGUACUUGACAGCUAUAACUGCAGCAACGGCGGACACUAAUUUACCAAAUUAUUGACUUCAAUCAUCUAUCUUGUGUUCGAUCAGAUCAAAGAUCUCUUUCUCUUUCCUUCCUCCAUCUUCGAGCUCAGCUUGUCCACACAGCAGGAGAAGUCAUGUCACGAUUAUUGGCUGAAAUAAGGCGCAGCAACAAAGCAGCCGCUCAAGUGUUGGAAAAGGCAGGUUUACGCACUGACGCUGACAUCCAGUCACUGACUCGAGAGGAACUGCACGAACUGUUUCCUAAACAUGAGAAUUUCAAACUGAGAAGGGCCAUCUUUGACAUAAUACAAAAACAGAAGCCAAUUGAUGUGAUCCUAAGAGAACUGAAAGAUUUCAUCCCACAUGAAUCUUUCAGGACUGCUCUAUCCAACAACGGGGUCUUGGUUGAUUACCUCCAUAUCCUGAAGGACAUUAAGACCCAAAUAAACAAUGUCCAGAGUUUCCUUGAUGCUCACAUCGAUAUGCUGGAAGAAUUCAGCAAAAAUCCGCCAGAUCAGGAGCCAGUCUCCUGUAAUCCAGUGAAGCUCCCCAGUGGCCAGCCUGAUGGCCGUUCACAAGGAGCACAAGGUACAGGUACCUCGGACACCAGUGGUCGAAUGAUGCUCCAUACUGGCCAAACUGGUGGCCAUCCACAAGGUCCUCAAACCACAUUGGAGUACAAGAUGAUUGUUGGCAGUAAAACCUUUGGUGCACAUCAACAGCUGAUGGAGAAAGUUCGGGAUCAAGUUCAGGAUCAAGUUCAGCUCAUUGAAAGCAGUCAGGAUUACAAGCUCACUUUUGUCUUCUGCCCGAUCAGUUCACGCGUUGCAUCAGAUGUUGAGGCAGCCAUGACUGAUGUUAGAGAUGAUACACCUGUCAUUCUGGUGUUGAUGCACCACACACGAGAGGUCAAGUACACAACAUCUAUGAGAACAUGGCCAGCCUACGCUAACGUUGUGUUGCAUGUCAACGUUUUCUAUCAUGAGACAAUGCGUGGAUUACUGAAGGAUCAACAAAAUGAUGCCGCUGUUACCCAGAUACAAAACAAAUUACUGGAGUGUUUUGUUCCAAAAAGUUAACAUUUCAGUGGAAAUGCUCAGGGUGGGGAUGCUGCAAGUGGUUUGGCUUGUAGUACUUCUGUUAGAGGUGGUGGUAACAACAGGUCUUCUGAAGCUGAUGGUAAUAGCGGUGUUUUUAGUAGACUAAAAGGUGUUACAUCUCUGUGGCAAUAGGCUGUGUUGGGCGGUAUCCAUGAUGUUAAUAUUGAAGUUCACAUCCCAAGUAAAACAAUAUGUAAUGGAUUACAUCAACAGCAAAAAUAAAUCAAUAAAAACAUAUUGAUUUAGACCAUUUACUGUUUGCAGAAAACAUUUUAUCCUCCUUGGUAAAAUAAGAUCAGCUACUGAUUGUGGUCUAAUGGUGUCAUGUAUUCAUGUUAAUCAUGGGUGUAAAUACUGUAGCUAAACACAGAGUUCUCUGUCCAUUUCCUGCUAUUGUGUUUCUAAAGCUACAUCAUGUGACUUGUGGUUUGGUAACUGUUGAUGCAAACAGUCAACACUUAAAAAAACUUUGACUUAUUUAAAAUAUGAGUCAGACUUUAUACUGUAGAUCAAAGAAAAGAAAAAUGUUGACGAGUAUUUGAGCUGCUGUUAACCAUCAGACUUUAGGGAGAGUUUUGGUUUAAAGUAGCUAAGUUAAAAUGUGACCUUAAAACAGGAUUUCUAUAAUCAAAUGUCGUGGUCAGUUCUACAGCUGCGACUGUUGUUUGUGUAUAUUAGUAAGACUUGAAUGUACAUUAAGUGAUGAAAGAGUGCAAAGGCCACAAAGUAGGUAACUUACAAAUUAUCUUUGUGUUUAUCUACUGUAGGACAGAUAUUAAACAAUUUAUGUAAAAAUAAAGAAUAAACAUUAAGAUAUUGUUUUGUAUUAAAGCAUGAAUGUGCAUUUUUGCUUUACCUUAUUGCAAAAUCAUGUUGCAGGAAGCGUAUGUAAGAUGUGAUGAUUACUAUACCCAACACUUACAUGUAACAAUAAACUGCAAGUAUGGGUGUUA
Molecule: messenger RNA, 2178 nt
Organism: Perca fluviatilis (European perch)
Lineage: Eukaryota; Metazoa; Chordata; Actinopteri; Perciformes; Percidae
Exons: 8
Coding region: 260-1204 (314 amino acids)
Source: RefSeq, a predicted model, not a curated record